AUGACAUCAGAGAAUUCCGGCUUGGUUCUCUCCCAGAGCACCUGUCUAAAGAACGUUUCCGUCCCAAGCAACAACGUCUCCAUCCUCGAACAUACAUUGUUUAUCCUCGAAAGAAACAUCUCCAUCCUUGAAAACAAAUUGUUCGUCCUGGAAAGCAACCUCUCGGUCAUGAGCACCGAUCUCUCUGACCAGCAUCACACGCAAACCGAUCUCCGUCAGAACUUCUGUCACCUCGAACUGAAGUGUAGAACUCUCAACGAAACCAAGGCUAAAAUCUGCCAGAUGCUGAGCAGCAGAAAAGAGAAAGCGUGUUCCAAGGACUGGAUCAGAAAUGAAGACCUGUGUUAUUUCAUUUCCACGUUUGAAAGUUCUUACGAGGGGGCGAAGCAGCUCUGUUCUAUCUCUGAAUCAAAGUUUCUUGAAAUAAAUACAUACGAGGAAGAGAAGUUUGUUAACAACGCUGUCCUCGGUGAAGACAGUUCAUACUGGAUUGGAACAUGCAAAGCGGGGAAAGUGGCCUCUAACGUCGUGUACAAGGUGACCUCUGGAAAGUUCGAAUGCAGUGAAUGUAAAUCCGGUUGGCUUGGCAGUUGCAAAAGUGAUCAACACCGUUUCAUCUGUGAGAAGCCUGCAGCUUUGGUCCCGGAUAUUCCUGAAAAGAUCCGGGUUCUCUGUCGAAAUGCCAUGGAGGGGACUUAA
Hypanus sabinus (Atlantic stingray) is the source of this 699-nucleotide messenger RNA. RefSeq lists its product as uncharacterized. Gene Ontology annotation, cellular component: cell surface. The record is from RefSeq and is a predicted model, not a curated record. The transcript is spliced from 4 exons. Gene Ontology annotation, biological process: phagocytosis, recognition; positive regulation of phagocytosis; positive regulation of wound healing. Lineage: Eukaryota; Metazoa; Chordata; Chondrichthyes; Myliobatiformes; Dasyatidae. Gene Ontology annotation, molecular function: pattern recognition receptor activity; (1->3)-beta-D-glucan binding. The coding region runs from base 1 to 699 and encodes 232 amino acids.